Messenger RNA from Perca flavescens (yellow perch), 979 nucleotides. It is a transcript of the gene nkx2-9, whose product is annotated as NK2 transcription factor related, locus 9 (Drosophila). Gene Ontology annotation, cellular component: nucleus. Gene Ontology annotation, molecular function: DNA-binding transcription factor activity, RNA polymerase II-specific; RNA polymerase II cis-regulatory region sequence-specific DNA binding. The record is from RefSeq and is a predicted model, not a curated record. Gene Ontology annotation, biological process: regulation of transcription by RNA polymerase II; cell differentiation. The transcript has 2 exons. Bases 1 to 720 code for a protein of 239 amino acids. NCBI's taxonomy places the organism in Eukaryota, Metazoa, Chordata, Actinopteri, Perciformes, Percidae.
AUGGCUACCCCGACCAAGUUCAGUUUUUCCGUCAGGAGCAUCCUGGAUUUGCCUGAACAGGAUGCGGAGGCAGCGCCGCGGUCCUCCACGCUUUACUCCUCCUGCUCGCCGUACAGCUCCUGGAUGGACUGCGACCGGAGUCCUUGCUUAUCUUCUGACGAAGGUAGUCUCGAGGCCUCCCCGGACUCCACAAAGCCGGAUGACUCGUCCCUGGACUCGGAGCCCGACAGGAGCAAGAAGAGCAAGAAGCGCCGGGUUCUGUUCUCCAAGGCCCAGACCCUGGAGCUGGAGAGGCGCUUCCGUCAGCAGCGCUACCUGUCCGGCCCGGAGAGGGAGCAGCUGGCCCGGCUCCUCACCCUGACACCGACCCAGGUGAAGAUCUGGUUCCAGAACCACCGCUACAAGAUGAAGAGAGGCCGGGCAGAGGGAGCGCUGCAGGACAUGGAGAUACUGCAGCCCCCGGUGCUGCGCCGGGUCGUUGUUCCGAUCCUGGUCCGGGAUGGGAAACCUUUUCACACCUGCUUACUUGACACGGAGAAAGCUGGCUGUUUAGCUCCUUCUCAAGCUUUACCCUUUCACUUAGCCUACCCGUCUCUGCAGCAUCCGUCCCCGGUCGCUCUUCCUCCAAGGUACCACCAGCACUUUCCCACCGCAGCGGCCUCCAGAUUCGCCUGGAGAGACUUUUGGAGCGACUCGGUCCACUUUAGUUCUUUCAAGUGAAGGCCUCAUUUCAAUGCACAAACUCAUUUAGAAUAGCAUCAAAUGUUUUCUGGAUGUUUUGCAAAUUUUCGAGCAACUUAAACAUUUAGAUUUUAAUUAUAGAACGAAGGAUAUUUUGCACAUUUUAUUUUGAUGUUUCUUUUUUGAAAAUGCUGAUAAUAUUUUCUCACACAUGGGCUUAAUGGUGUAGCCUGUACAUGUUUAGUUAUCCGAUGAUAUCAUGUAUUUGUAUGUGAAGCUGUUGAAACAUAAUAUUUGU